AUGGCCGCUCCGUCCAAGCAUCCCGACUACCAGCCUGUCCACCAAGAUGAGGAGCAAGACCGACUGAAUGGAAGCUUGACGGCACCCCAGUCUCGGUCCGAACGACGCUUCAGGGCAGCCGCCUAUUCUCUAGCCGUGCUCCUGGUGGCCUCAGUCGCGGCCAACCUCUAUCUAUCCCUUCCCUUCUCCUUCUCCGAUCCCGGCUCCUGUCCGUGCGCCCCGUCCAAGGUGCCGCAGUAUUUCCAAACCUCUCCAGAGCUCUGGCCCGGUCCCACGGCCACGGGGCGGGCGCCCUUCAUGGCCCAGUCAAGGACGUUUGAUCCCACGGUCACUUACGUUCCCAACGAGCCGCUGCAGACGUCGGUUCCUAUCCAGGGUAUGGAUCCGCAGAACCGGAGCAUCUUCCACAUGAUGGGCUACUUGUCUCCAUACUCUCCCUCCCCUGGUUUCGGCGUCGACGAGUUUCCCCUUCCCGCCGGCGCGGAGAUCAUCCAAGUUCAGAUGCUUUCACGGCAUGGGUCCCGCUAUCCAACCACGGGAUCCGAUGUUGCCCGACUCGGUGAGCGGAUCGCCAACGCUUCGACCCGCAUCAAAGCCGAAGGACCGCUCGCUUUCCUCCACAACUGGACGUACCAGCUGGGUGCCGAGAUACUGGUUCCCAAGGGGCGCCAGGAACUGUUUGACUCUGGCGUCCUGCACAACUACAUGUACGGGAGCCUGUACAACCCGAAGAGCAAGAUUAUUGUUCGGACAACUACCCAAGAUCGAAUGCUCAAGUCGGCAGAAAACUGGAUGGCAGGCUUCUUUGGUCUUGAAUGGAGAAAAAAUGCCACCAUUGAAGUCAUUAUAGAAGCGGGCGGAUUCAACAAUUCACUUGCGGGAUCACUCAACUGCCCCAACUCUUUCGCCAAGGGACCAGGCAACGAGGCCCGCGACAUCUGGAUUCGGACCUACCUAAAAGAUGCCACUUCUCGCUUCCAGGCCUUGACCAAGGGCUUCGAAUGGACAGUGGAAGACGUCUACGCCGCGCAGAACAUGUGUCCCUAUGAGACGGUGGCGUACGGAUAUUCUAGAUUUUGCGAGCUCUUUACCUACGAAGAAUGGCAAGGGUUCGGCUACUCGAUCGACCUCGGAUUCUCAGCGUACAGCGCUUUUCACAGUCCUACAGGGCGAGCCGUUGGCCUCGGCUAUCAGCAAGAAGUCAUUGCGCGACUCAAAAAUCACACACUUGGCUACUCAGGCUCCCAGAUCAACACCACCCUGGACAGCAAGACGGAAACAUUUCCGUUGAACCAGAGCCUGUACUUCGAUUUCUCUCACGAUACGAACAUCGUGUCGGUACUCACAGCCUUUGGACUGCGGCAGUUUGCCGAAGAACUCCCGGCCGCCAGACAUCCUGGAGACCAUAACUUCACAGUCGCACAUGUGACGCCGUUCGGUGGCCGUCUCGACAUUGAGGUCAUCAAGACGCAGAAACCACUCUCGCCAAACCGGGAUGGCUAUCUGCAUGGCGAAGAGACCAAGUACAUUCACUUCGUCCUGAACCAACGCACACUGCCUUUGGGCAAGAGCUUCCCGGAGUGUGACGACAGCCGCAAGGACGGAUGGUGUGAAUUCGAUGCGUUCUUGAAAGUACAAGAGGCCAUGGUCGCCAAGGCCGACUUUGACCACGCCUGUUUUGGAGACUAUCCAUCCGUGUCCUACGGCGAUGUGACGGACGGUGCUCCUCCGAAACGGUGA
This is a messenger RNA of Drechmeria coniospora, 1740 nucleotides long. RefSeq names its product 3-phytase A precursor. Gene Ontology annotation, molecular function: acid phosphatase activity. The coding region runs from base 1 to 1740 and encodes 579 amino acids. The transcript is spliced from 6 exons. The record is from RefSeq and is a predicted model, not a curated record. Lineage: Eukaryota; Fungi; Ascomycota; Sordariomycetes; Hypocreales; Ophiocordycipitaceae.